AUGGAGGAACAGAUUUUCACUAGGAUAGCUCAAAGGUCAGCUACUAGUGUAGGUGCAAUUCAGGAAGAUCCAAAUAAGAAGUGUGGCAUAAAGAGAAUGAAGGCAUUAAGUGCCACCACAUUCGAAGGCACUACAGAUCCUACAGACAUUAAAGUUCGAGGAUGGUUUGCAGAAGGAGACUCUAGGAGAUAUGUUCCAAGUGUGACAGGUAAGAGAAGUUUUAAGCUUUGUCUCAGUGGGCAGUCUACCUCUAGAGGUAGUACAGCUGGAGGCCAACAAAGGCACGGACAGAGAAGAUUUAGUCAGCCAACAGAGUCUAUCAGUGUUUUCGGAUCAGGACAACUAGGAGAGUCUACAGUCAGUUCAGCUAGGAAACCUUUAUGUGCUACCUGUUUAAUUCCAUUAGAUUUGCAAGAGUUUGAUGUUAUCUUAGAGAUGAAUUUCUUGUCUAGGUAUCAUGCAUUCAUGGACUGUUAUAAGAAGAAAAUGGAUUCAGGAAAUAAGGAGAAGUUGAGGUGGCGUUCAAGGCUAAAGCCUGAAGACAUUCCUGUGGUACGAGAUUAUGUGCAUGUCUUCCUUGAGGAGCUGUCAGGAUUACCACCUGAUAGGGAGGUAGAGUUCACUAUUGACUUGAUUCCAGAAACAGCACCUAUUUCUCAAGCUCCUUACAGAAUAGCACCUAGCGAGCUAAAAGAGUUAAAGGUUCAAUUGCAGGAACUGGUGGAUAAGGAUGAUAUUUUUGUAUACUCAGAAAGCAUGAAGAAGCAUGCAGAGCAUCUCGGAGUUGUGUUACAAACAUUACGUGACAAGAAGUUAUAUGCCAAAUUCAGUAAAUGUGAGUUUUGGAUUGAUCAGGUGGUGUUCUUAAGUCACGUAAUGUCAACUGCAAGAGUUAGUGUGGAUCUUCCAAAGACAGAGGCUAUAGUUAAUGGGAAGUUUAGAAGGCUUACUUGCUCACUUUCAGGUGAGGCCUACCCUAGUAGAUGUAUUGUUAAAGAACAACCAGGAGAUCCAGUUCUCAAAAAGCUAGCUGAGGAGGUUAAGCCAAAACGUCAGAGACCAACAGAACUCUUAAAUCCACUCCAGGUGUCUGAAUGGAAGUGGGAACAUGUGACAAUAGAUUUUGUGUUCGAAUUACCGAGGACUUCUAGUAGAUUUGAUGGCAUUUGGGUGAUUGUAGACAAACUUUCUAAGGCGGCUCGAUAUUUGCCAGUCAAGGUAACAUUUGCUCUUGACAAGUUGGCUAGGCUUGAUGUAGACAGCAUUGUAAGCCAGUACAAAGCUCCAGUGUCUAUAGUAUCAGAUAGAGACUCGAGGUUUACUUCAAAGUUUUGGCCUAGUUUGUAA
Molecule: messenger RNA, 1347 nt
Organism: Benincasa hispida (wax gourd)
Lineage: Eukaryota; Viridiplantae; Streptophyta; Magnoliopsida; Cucurbitales; Cucurbitaceae
Source: RefSeq, a predicted model, not a curated record